Messenger RNA from Mercenaria mercenaria, 2622 nucleotides. RefSeq lists its product as uncharacterized. The transcript is spliced from 2 exons. The coding region runs from base 1025 to 1555 and encodes 176 amino acids. The record is from RefSeq and is a predicted model, not a curated record. Lineage: Eukaryota; Metazoa; Mollusca; Bivalvia; Venerida; Veneridae.
CCCGUUAAGAAGAUGUUUCCCGUUUGUAAAUUUGCACUCGUUUACUUUCGGAACACUUCAAACAACCGUUUUCCCUUUAUGAUCUCGGUAUCUGCCAACAUGUCAUUGAGAGCUGUACCUGUGAACAUUGCCGGUCCAAUCAGAUAAGGAGUAAAAUUUUGAUAUUUCAGUAAAGGGCGGGGUCACUUGAUAAAAAAAAUGCGUCAGUUGUAACGUCGCAGUUGCACCAUUUAUGCGAGAAAAUCAGCAGUAUGGCUUCUUCAAAAUUUGUAGGAAGUGAUCCUGUUGAUAUUAAAGUGCAUUACGAAUAUCACGGGACGCAAAGAUGUGCUCUGAUAGAUUGCAACUAUGCUGAUUUGUUUGGAAUGGGAUAUACUGAAUUCGAACAUUUCCUGAAAUCGGAGAUACCAUUUUUACAGAGACUUUUCGUACUGAAAAUAAGUUUUCUUGAUGAUGAGAAUACCUACGUGGACCUGACGGAGCGAAAUUACCACAGAUUUUUGAAAUAGCAACGCACGCGUUCAAAAGUGGAACUCCGAAAAUCAGUGUGAAAGUACAGGAGGGUAGUUCUCCAGCGGUCAAAGGACUGCCGAGUCUAGGAUCUUUUAACACGGAUGGAACUUCUACAUCCAAGCGAUCUCUGAACUUUCCAGAUGACAACGAAUAUAGCCUAGAUUGUACUAGUAAAUACAGAAGUCCCAUUGAAUUGGAAAUAGACUUAAAACAACGCGAAGUCAUGUUAAAGAACAACGAAUUAAGUGAAAUUACGAAACAAUACGAUAAAGUUUGGCAGGAAUACAAUCCCGUUCCUGCUGUUUUCACGGAUAAUUCGAAAGGUUUAUGUACCAGAUGCCAUCUGCGACUCGGACACACGAAAAAUCGUUGUCACAUGGAUGAAUGCAUUUCAUCAUCAGUAUGUGGAUUGAUAGAGCGUCACCCAGCUGAAAAAAAGGAAGUGCAAGAACUGUCAAAAAAGAAACAGAAGAUUGAGGGUGAACUGAAAGCACUAUAAUGUGAGCUAAAAAUGAAGGAAAAAAUAUCUGCUGAAGCAACUAGUUCCUUUGAAGCUAAAAUUCAUGACAUAUUAAUCCGUACAAAUCCUGCCAAGUAUCUAACAAACAAUAGAAGGCCAAAAGAAGGAGUUAUUCUAGCAGAUUCAUAUAUUUUAAAACAAUACUAUGGUAGCAAGAACCCUUCAAAGGACGACCUUGAACGAGACAGUGAUAUAUUUCAAACUGUUGUUCGCUCAUACGAAGAAAAAGUGAACAAACGGAGUAACAAACCAAAAAAUAGUGUAGCUAAACAGUUAGAUAUUCAGUUGAAUACAAAUACAUGUUCUGCUGUUGGAGAAAAUUUACAGGGUUCUUCUAUGCUUUACCCUUAUCCCUAUCCAUAUGUCUGGAAUUACGGUCAAAGUUUUGUGCCGAAUUUUGGUUCACCUGGACAGAGUACAUCGCAAAUAUUUGGGUCAAACUUCAGACCGUUUGAUACAGUCCAAGCAUCACCACAAGCACCAGUGGAGACGCCGCCACCACCACCACCACAAGAGGGCUGAUUUUAUUUGUGAUAAUGUACAUGUGACUGAAAACAAAUCUGUUUGUUUGUUUUGUGUUCUUUUUUAAAAGUAUAUAGACUAUUAAUUGUUGCAUAAAAUGCACAGGGUCACUAAAGUUUUGUCUUUUAUCAAACUUAAUAUGUAUCAUGUCCGUUUACCAUUGUUUUACUAGAUCUAGCUAGCUUUAAGAACAAGGAGUUCAUGCAGAUAUGUGACUUAAAUAUAUUUGAAAUAUAUAUAAAAUAUAGACAUUACCCGGCAUUAGAUUUUGAAAAUAUAAGAAUGCACAAGUUCUUUCUUAUUUGUUCAGUUUGUUUUGAUAUUGUAAAUAAACAACAUUGAUUAAUCUGUAGUUAUGUAUUGAAUUUUCUACAAAGUUUGAGGGGACACAUGUUGACAAAGAAAUGAUCCUUAGUUUCUAGCUUGACUAUUUGAAGAAUAGUCUAGCUAUUCUACUCAUCCUGGCGUUGGCGUCAGCGUCACACCUUUGCCUAAUAGUACAUACAGUUUCCAACACCAGGUUCCCAUCUUAAAGGUCAGAGUCACAGUUGGAGGUCAAAGGUCAUGUCAGAUCUUGUCCGGCCCAUAACUUUGACAUGCAUUGAGGAUUCUUGUUCAAAUUUUGCAGAAAUUUUUACCUCGAUAAGACAAAGUGUCUUAUGCAAACCCCAGGUUCCUAUCUCAAAGCUCACAGUUAGGGGUCAAAUGUCAUAGAGCUUUCCAGCCCAUAACUUUGAUAAGUAUGAAGCAAUCUUCUUUCUUUGGUGUUAAUGUUCACCUAUAUGAGACGGACUAUUGUACGCAGCAUCCCUAUCCCAAAGGUCAUGGUCAAACUUCGGGGUCAUAGGUCAUUUUAGAGCUUGUUUGGGCUGUAACUUCGCCAUGCAUAAAGCAAUCUUUUUAUUUGGCAUAAAUGUUUGCCUCAGUAUGACUGUUGGUGCAACCCCAAUCCCCUAACUCAAAGGUCAAGGCCAUACUUAGAGGCUAAAGGUUAAAACUUUGUGCUGUUGGUCCUUUUGACAACUGGCGGGGAAGGGUAACUUUAAAGAUCUUCCCGCCAGAAUCUG